Molecule: messenger RNA, 1720 nt
Organism: Cantharellus anzutake
Lineage: Eukaryota; Fungi; Basidiomycota; Agaricomycetes; Cantharellales; Hydnaceae
Product: concanavalin A-like lectin/glucanase domain-containing protein
Exons: 11
Coding region: 308-1666 (452 amino acids)
Biological process (GO): glucan catabolic process
Molecular function (GO): hydrolase activity, hydrolyzing O-glycosyl compounds
Source: RefSeq, a predicted model, not a curated record
UGGACCCGCAGUCUCACAACUAGGCUUAACGAUCGAUUCCCAAAGUCUCUGCAGCUAGUCUACGAGACUUUGAAGAUUCUUUCCUUAUUUUCUUUCGGUGGUGAGCACGACAGCUCUUUCUCUCCCAGAGCACACCUGCAUACGUUUGUGACAUUUUUUUUUUGUUCUGCGUUGUAGGCCGCUCGAUUUCCUGUCACCGCUGGGCUUCUUGCCACCUUCGGCACCCGUUUCUGCGUUCUCGAACGUGCUCAGGAAGCAUUUUCACCCUUCAAUUUUGCAUCUUUCCCCCAAUCUCCUCCAUCGCAACAUGAGGCGUAGCUCCAUACUUGCUGGCUUUCUUCUAUGCAUUCCUUCUUCCUUGGCCUUCUUCGAUUUUGGUACGCCCGGAAGCCUUGGAAGCCUCGUUUCGCGUGAAUUCCGCACAUCAUGGGAGACGUUCAAGGACUCUGCACUCGCUCGACCGCCACAACGCCACCGUUUAAGGCGCGCAAGCACCACAGAAAAGUGCCAGCUUCGCCUCCUCCACACCCAUAACUCUACGUCCAGUCCUUCACCGACCAAAGUGUCUACGAGUACGUCCUAUGCAAUCCCAAGUACUACUCGUUCUUCAACGUCAAUAAUGUUCCCAUCAACUACCUCUCAAACGGUGUUGUCUUCCUCAACAGAAUCGCCUGCACAGAGCACAACCUCUGCAUCUAGGACCUCCUCUUCAGCCUCUCCCGCUACCUCGUCCUCCAUGCCUCAGCCUUCAUCCGCUUUUACUUUAAAGCAGUUUUAUAACGGCAGCUCUUUCUUCAACGGAUGGAACUUCUAUUCCAACAAUGACCCUACCCAGGGGAUUGUCAACUACCUUGAUCAUGAUACCGCUUUCAGCACCGGUCUUGUGUCUAUCAAUAGCGCAGGACAUGCCAUAAUGAAGAUCGACACAACUCCCGUUGUAUCAGGGAACCGCAACAGUAUCCGUAUUCAGUCUCAGAUACAUUUCAACGGUGGUCUCCUGAUGCUGGACGCCGUUCAUAUGCCCCAUGGGUGUGGCACAUGGCCUGCAUUCUGGAUGAAUGGACCGCAUUGGCCCUACACUGGUGAGAUUGACAUCCUUGAAGGUGUUCAUGACUCCACGCAGAACCUGGUGUCACUGCACACCGACAAUGGGUGUAACGUCGCAGACAAUACCGGCUCCACAGGCGUAUCUGUAAAUGGGAAUUCAUGUUCAGCCACUGGGGGCGCUAAUACGGGCUGUGGAGAACGAGUCACAACCCCUAACAGCUAUGGCUCAGCUUUUAACAGUGUUAACGGCGGAGUAUAUGCUCUUCUUUGGGACACCACUGGUCUCAGUGUGUUUUGGUUCCCUCGUGCAUCUAUACCGAAUGAUAUCAAGAUUGAUGCACCGCUACCCAAUACCUGGGGGACACCGGUCGCGCGCUUCCCAGCAUCUGCUUGCAACCCUUAUCAGUUCUUCGUGGAUCAAACAAUCAUCUUUGACACCACGCUUUGCGGUACCUGGGCAGGGAGCAAUGGAGCUUGGAAUUUAGCGAACUCGGCCGGGCAAGGUGCGAGCUGUGCAACGUCAACUGGAGUUUCGACCUGUACAGCCUUUGUUCAGAACAAUGGCGCCGCUUUCGCCGAUGCAUAUUGGGAAGUUGUAAGCGUCAAAUUGUUCCAGUAAUGUGUUUUUCCUAGCGAGAUGGGAGUUAUUCGUCGUUGCUUGGUCGAUUUUUUG